Colius striatus (speckled mousebird) is the source of this 4498-nucleotide messenger RNA. It is a transcript of the gene HSPA14, whose product is annotated as heat shock protein family A (Hsp70) member 14. Gene Ontology annotation, cellular component: ribosome; cytoplasm. The transcript has 14 exons. Lineage: Eukaryota; Metazoa; Chordata; Aves; Coliiformes; Coliidae. The record is from RefSeq and is a predicted model, not a curated record. Gene Ontology annotation, molecular function: ATP hydrolysis activity; heat shock protein binding; ATP-dependent protein folding chaperone. Gene Ontology annotation, biological process: cellular response to unfolded protein; protein refolding. The coding region runs from base 11 to 1528 and encodes 505 amino acids.
GCGUGGGCUGAUGGCGGCCAUCGGUGUGCAUCUCGGCGCGAGCUGUGCCUGCGCCGCCGUCUACAAGGAUGGCCGCGCCGACGUGGUCGCCAACGACGCCGGGGACAGGGUGACGCCCGCGGUUGUUGCGUUCUCGGAGAGCGAGGAGGUUGUUGGCUUAGCAGCCAAGCAAAGUAGAAUAAGGAAUCUUUCAAACACUGUGGUGAAAGUAAAGCAGAUCCUUGGGCGAAGCUCUGGUGACCCACAGGCAGAGAAGUACAUUGCAGAAAGCAAAUGUUCAAUAGUUGAGAAGAAUGGAAAACUUCAGUAUGAAAUAGAUAAUAAACUCAUUAACCCAGAAGAUGUGGCAAAACUAAUUUUCAGUAAAAUGAAAGAAACUGCUCAGUCUGCUUUGGGUUCAGAUGUAAACGAUGUUGUUAUCACUGUACCAUUUGAUUUUGGAGAGAAUCAGAAAAAUGCCCUUGGGGAAGCAGCUGCAGCUGCUGGAUUCAAUGUUAUGAGAUUAAUUCAUGAACCGUCUGCAGCUCUCCUGGCUUAUGGAAUUGGCCAAGAUUCCCCCACUGGGAAAAGCAAUGUGUUGGUUUAUAAGCUUGGUGGAACAUCGCUUUCUAUCACAGUCAUAGAAGUAAACAGUGGAAUAUACCGUGUGCUUGCUACAAACACAGAUGAUAGCGUUGGUGGAGUUUGCUUCACAGAGGCUCUAGCACAACACUUGGCUUCUGAAUUUCAGAGGUCUUGUAAACAUGACAUUAGAGGAAAUCCCAGAGCUAUGAUGAAGUUAAUGAACAGCGCUGAUAUUGCAAAGCACUCGUUGUCGACCCUGGGAAGUGCAAACUGUUUUGUAGAUUCACUGUAUGAUGGAUUGGACUUUGAUUGUAACGUAUCCAGGGCCAGGUUUGAACUGAUCUGUUCUUCAUUGUUUAGUAAAUGUGUAGAAGCAAUUAAGAAACUCUUGCAGCAAGUUGGAUUUACAGCAGAUGAUAUUAAUAAGGUAGUUCUCUGUGGUGGGUCUGCUCGAAUCCCAAGGCUACAGCAGCUGAUCAAAGACAUUUUCCCAACUGUGGAAUUAUUGAAUUCAAUUCCUCCAGAUGAAGUUAUUCCCAUUGGUGCAGCCAUAGAGGCAGGAAUUCUGCUAGGGAAAGAGAAUCCUUUGUUAGAAGAAGAAACACUUAUUGAGUGCUCUGCCAAAGAUAUUCUUCUUAAGGGAGUAGACAAGUCAGGUGCUGACAGAUUCACAGUGCUGUUUCCAUCAGGGACACCGUUACCAGCCCGAAGGCAGCACACCCUGCAUGCUCCUGGAAACGCCUCUUCCAUCUGCCUCGAGCUAUACGAGUCCUUGGGCAAAAGUCCCACGAGUGAAGAAGAGAAAUUUGCACAGAUUGUACUCCAGGAUUUAGAUAAAAAGGAGGAUGGCCUACAUGAAUUACUAACUGUCCUCACUAUGAAAAGGGAUGGGUCCCUGCAUGUUACCUGCACGGAUCAAGAUACUGGGAAGUGUGAAAUCAUCACUGUUGAAGUGGCAUCAUAGUCUCUUUGGAAAGACGCUGUUUUUCUAAAUUGAUUUUUUUCUUGUUGGCUUUUUUUGCCAAAGUGGUGACUCUCUCUGAGGUAUCUUUAAUGUUUCUUAGAGGCUGUCAUGGUCUAAGCCCAGCUGACAGUGACCAAACAAUACAGUUGAUUACUCCUCCCCUCCUCAGCAAGAUGGGGAGUAGAAUGAAAAAGUAAAGUUUUGUGUCUUGAGAUAAGGACAAUCUAAGAGAACACACAAGGAGAGAACAAACAGCCAUAACGACAGCAAAGGAACACAGAAAAGGAGGGAUGCCCAGUGUAACUGCUCCUGAGGGUAAGAGACCAGCCUGGCAGCUGCCUCUAUAUACUGAGCAUGACCUCAGCAUCCUAUGGAAUAGCCUGGCUUCUAGGGAAAGUUGACCCUGUCCUUGCCAAACCCAGGACACUAUCCACCCUUUAUUCUAUACUGUCUACACCGUGCCCAGGUCAUACACAUUCUAAUUAUUUAUCAACAUUCUCCUGUCAUUAUGUUUAUAUGUACAUAAAGCUCACACACAGAUAUCAUUCCUUUAGUUCAUGGCCUAUCCCUCUAACCUGUCCAUUGGGUUAAUGUAGUCCAUGACUUCAGGGCCUCAUCUGUCAUAGCAGUCUUUCAAGUUUCCUGCUCAGAUGAUAUCAACCCUCUGCUUCAGCUUCUCUAGUCUCAGCUUUAGGUGCAUCUCCCUCAUCAGCUCACCCCUUUCUGAAGAGCACACUUAGGGCAAAGGGUUAUCAGAAAACACACGAGGCAGAACAGCAGAUUCACUUGUUGAAUCAGACCCACAAAUCCACCAGCUGUUGCUCAAAGUGCUUGUAUUAGAACUGGUUCUGGCACUCCAGUAUGUGAAUACAGCCUUUGCCAUGGGACAAAACCCUGGGUGUUUAUGACAAAGUGCCAUUUAUGGAGUGAAGGAACCUCCAGUGGGGUUACUUGGCUAUUCUCACCCAAAAUCAAAUCCCCCUGAGGUAGACAUUGAACUUCCUCAUCCUUCUGCAUCACCCACUGAUUUCGUACAAGUCCUUGAGCAAAAACGGUCCCAGGGAUGGCUUUGCCUUUGCCCUAGGCAGGAUUAACCCAAACUAUCUUCCCUAACAUAUGCUUCAUUUAUUUAGUGUUAGAAAAGACAGUUUGGGUUAAUAUUAGAAGAAUUCCAUUCUCUUCUGGAGAAUAUAAGACUCCCUUAGUGCAUGAGAAUGGGGAUAGAGACCUGUUGGGCAAGCUCAACACCCAAAAAUCUAAGGGGCCUGAUGGGAUGUACCCAGCAGUGCUGAGGGAGCUGACUGGUAUUAUUGCUAAACCACCCUCCAUCACUUUUGAACAAUCAUGGAGCAAAAGUGAGGUGCCUGAGGACUGGAGGAAGACCAAUGUCACUCCAAUCUUCAGCAAGGGCAAGAAGGAAGAUCCAGGAAACUACAGGCUGGUCAGCCUCACCUCCAUCCCCAGAAAGGUGAUGGAACAACUCAUCCUGGAUACCAUCUCUAAACACAAAAAUGAAGGGGAAAUCCAGCUUGACCAACCCAAUAGCCUAUGAUGGCAUGACUGUCUGGCUAGAUGAGGGGAGAGCAGCAGAUGUCGUCUACCUUGACACUGCCUCCCAUAACAUCCUCAUCAGAAAGCUCAGGCAGUGUGGCUUGGAUGAGUGGACAGUGAAGUGGAUUGAGAGCUGGCUGAAUGACAGAGCCCAGAGGGUGGUGAUCAAUGGCACAGAAUCGAGUUGACUCAGAAUAGGUUGACUCAAUCACAGAAGAGUAGAGGUUGGAAGAGACCUCCAGAGAUCAUAUCUAGUCCAACUCUCCUGCUAAAGCAGGUCCACCUAGAUCAGGCCACACAGGAGCUGCAGCCUUGUGGCCAGUGGGGUUCCACAGAAGUUGGUUCUGGGGCCAGUCUUGUUUAACAUCUUCAUCGACGACCUGCAUGAGGAGACAGAAUGUACCCUCAGCAAGUUGGCUGAUGACACCACACUGGGAGGACUGGCUGAUUCCCCAGAAGGCUGUGGUGCCAUUCAGCAGGAUCUCGACCAGCUUGAGAGUUGGGCAGAGAGGAACCUCAUGAGGUUCAACAAGGACAAAUGCAGAGUCCUGCAUCUGGGAAGCAACAACCCCAUGCACCAGUACAGGCUGGCAAAUGACCUGCUGGAGAGCAACUCUGCAGAGAGAGACUUGGGAGGACUAACCAUGAGCCUGCAGUGUGCCCUCAAGGCCAAGAAGGCCAAUGGCAUCCUGGGGUGCACCAAGAAGAGUAUAGCCAGCAGCUCGAGGGAGAUUCUGCUUUUCCUCUACUCUGCCCUGGUGAGGCCUCAUCUGGAGUCCUAUGUCCAGUUCUGGGCUCUCCAGCUCAACAGGGACAGGGAACUGCUGGAGAGAGUCCACCAAGAUGAUCAGGGGACUGGAACAUCUUCCUUAAGAGGAAAGGCUGCAGGAACUGGGGCUGUUUAGUCUGGAGAAGAGAUGACUGAGGGAGGAUCUAAUUUACAGAAGUAUUUAAAGGGUGUUUGUCAAGAGGAUGAGACACCACUUUUUUCUGUUGUUUCAAAUGACAGGACAAGGGGUAAGAGACACAAGCUGGAACACAAAAAGUUCCACUUAAACAUAAGGAAAAAUGAAUUUACUGUAAGGAUGAUGGAGCCCUGGCACAGGCUGUCCAGAGAGGGUGUGGAGUCUCCUCUAGAGGUUUUCAAAACAUGCCUGGAUGCAUUCCUGUGCAACCUGACCUAGGUGGUCCCCACAGUCAGAGGAGAAAGGACGGAGGAAUGCUAGACCAGAGACCACUCUGCUCUCUCCAGCUUUACUCUGGGCUUUGUGAUCAAAUGCUGAAGGCUCUGUAAACAGCUUUUGUACUUUCUGCCUGAAAAACCUUGUCUCCUUACAAAAAUAUUUUCUCUGAAUUUAUUUGGGCAGAAACCACUUUCCAGCUGAAAUAAAAGCCUAAUUUUGGCUGUCUCUAAGCCUA